AUGGAGCUGGGAAGACCUGCUCAGCAGAAUGUGGACCAGGUGGCAAUGAGAGACAUUUUCAAGGCUACCAUCUCAAAAUUGCAGCAGUUAUUGAGACAUCUUGGCUCCCCAAAGACUCCAACAGAGCAGAAAUGUUUUUUGAGCCAGUUGACUUGCCUGGUGCUUGUAAAUGCAAUUUACUUUAAAGGCCUGUGGGAUAUUCCAUUCAAGAAAGAUGACAUGUCCCCCAUGCCUUUCCAUGUUUCUGCAACUCAGAAGAAAACUGUAGAUAUGAUGAAACUAAAGAAACACUUAAUGUAUACAGAGGCAAAACAACUUGAAGCUCAAGUUCUGAAGCUCGAUUACAAGGGGAGCCAGUUGAGCAUGGUGAUACUCUUGCCAAAGAAGAAUAAUGGUCUUAAGAAAUUAGAAGCAAAGCUUGCAUCUUUGAAUUUAGCUGAUAUUCUCUACAAAAUGUCUCUUGUUAAAGUGGAGGCCUACUUACCCAAAUUCAAACUGGAACACGAAAUAGAUCUGAGAGAUACUUUGGAGAAACUUGGUAUGAAGACUAUGUUUGAUCCAUGUGAAGCAGAUCUCACUGGUAUAAGUGACUCACAACCCGGCCUUGUUGUUAGCCACAUCUUGCACAAAGCUUUCAUAGAAGUAAAUGAGAAAGGCACUGAAGCUGCAGCAGCAACUGGUAUGUAG
Molecule: messenger RNA, 687 nt
Organism: Schistocerca serialis cubense
Lineage: Eukaryota; Metazoa; Arthropoda; Insecta; Orthoptera; Acrididae
Product: leukocyte elastase inhibitor A-like
Exons: 4
Coding region: 1-687 (228 amino acids)
Molecular function (GO): serine-type endopeptidase inhibitor activity
Source: RefSeq, a predicted model, not a curated record